CAACGAAACAUCGCAUACAGCCCUCCCCAUUAUUGCUAUUGCGGUGGCCCAUUGCACGCCACGUCCUUCAAAACCAUUGCUUCACCCUUGCUGGAGACAUCCGUACUGUGUCCACUAUAUAACCACUCUCCAAAACCCUCUAAUAGUUAAACGAAAACACGUACCGGCACAUCCUCUGGUGCAUGUUUGUGUCAGGAAGUGAUUGAUUGAAGGUGUAGCUGAUGACGAUGGAUUGUUCUUUGAGACUAAUUCACAAUAGCCCUUUAUCAACGACUGCUUUUUUACCUAAAAAAGUCAGACUUUUUACCGUCAAAUGCUCCUCCUCACAGGGCUUCUCUUCUGUUGGUUUAGCUGAAAGACCUUGGAAGGUAGCAGAUGCUCGACUAGUGCUUGAGGACGGUUCAAUUUGGAGGGCAAAAUCGUUUGGUGCAUCAGGAACCCAAGUUGGGGAAGUGGUUUUCAAUACAUCUUUAACAGGAUAUCAGGAGAUCCUUACAGAUCCUAGUUAUGCUGGCCAGUUUGUUUUGAUGACAAACCCCCAUAUUGGCAACACUGGCGUGAAUUUUGAUGAUGAAGAAUCAGUGCAAUGCUUUCUAGCAGGACUAGUAAUCAGAAGCUUGAGCAUCAGUACCUCGAAUUGGAGAUGCGCAGAGACACUUAGUGACUAUUUGGCAGCGAGGAACAUCAUGGGCAUAUAUGAUGUUGACACUCGUGCAAUUACUCGGAGAUUGAGAGACGAUGGUAGCCUUAUUGGUGUUUUAAGCACUGAAGAAUUGAAAUCAGAUGAAGAACUCCUAGAAAUGUCUCGUACUUGGGACAUUGUAGGUAUUGAUCUAAUAAGUGGUGUCUCCUGUAAAACUCCUUAUGAAUGGGUUGAUCGGACAGGUUCGGAGUGGGAUUUCAACUUUAGUGCAAGGAGUAAGGAGAAUUUACAUGUUGUUGCGUAUGAUUUUGGUAUCAAACAUAACAUACUUAGGCGCCUAGCAUCUUAUGGCUGUAAAAUCACUGUCGUUCCAUCAACAUGGCCAGCAUCUGAUACUUUAAAGAUGAAACCAGAUGGAGUUCUUUUUAGCAAUGGUCCUGGAGAUCCAUCUGCAGUUCCUUAUGCUGUUGAUACCGUCAGAGAAAUAAUUGGAAAAAUCCCAGUUUUUGGGAUUUGUAUGGGCCAUCAAUUACUUGGUCAAGCACUGGGGGGAAAAACGUUUAAAAUGAAGUUUGGUCACCAUGGAGGCAAUCAUCCAGUUCGUAACAUCCGGAAUGGCAGUGUGGAGAUCAGUGCUCAGAAUCAUAAUUAUGCUGUUGACCCUGCAUCAUUACCCAGUGGCGUAGAAGUGACGCAUGUUAACCUCAAUGAUGGGAGCUGUGCUGGUCUUGCAUUCUCCCAAUUGAAGCUUAUGUCUCUCCAAUACCAUCCUGAAGCGUCUCCUGGACCUCAUGAUUCAGAUCCUGUAUUUGGGGAAUUUAUACAACUCAUGAAGCAAGAAAAAGUAAAGGCCUGAUGCAAAUGCUUGAUGGCAACAAAUUUGUCGGGUUGUUUUCCUGGAGAAUGUACCAGACUUCCAGCUAGAGAAACAACGUAAAAGGAAAGUUGGAGAUACUUAGUAGUAAAUACCCCAAUGCCUGAAAUUUUUAGUAACAAUUAAUCAUAUUCUCUGGAUCUUUCCCAAUUAA
This is a messenger RNA of Coffea eugenioides, 1671 nucleotides long. RefSeq names its product carbamoyl-phosphate synthase small chain, chloroplastic. Gene Ontology annotation, cellular component: cytoplasm; carbamoyl-phosphate synthase complex. The transcript is spliced from 11 exons. The record is from RefSeq and is a predicted model, not a curated record. The coding region runs from base 222 to 1499 and encodes 425 amino acids. Gene Ontology annotation, molecular function: carbamoyl-phosphate synthase (glutamine-hydrolyzing) activity. NCBI's taxonomy places the organism in Eukaryota, Viridiplantae, Streptophyta, Magnoliopsida, Gentianales, Rubiaceae. Gene Ontology annotation, biological process: L-glutamine metabolic process; L-arginine biosynthetic process; 'de novo' pyrimidine nucleobase biosynthetic process.